Messenger RNA from Cydia amplana, 3170 nucleotides. RefSeq names its product E3 ubiquitin-protein ligase MIB1 (gene mib1). NCBI's taxonomy places the organism in Eukaryota, Metazoa, Arthropoda, Insecta, Lepidoptera, Tortricidae. The record is from RefSeq and is a predicted model, not a curated record. Gene Ontology annotation, molecular function: protein binding; ubiquitin-protein transferase activity; zinc ion binding. Gene Ontology annotation, cellular component: cytoplasm. Bases 35 to 3133 code for a protein of 1032 amino acids. Gene Ontology annotation, biological process: endocytosis; protein ubiquitination; Notch signaling pathway. The transcript is spliced from 17 exons.
CUCUUAAAUUUUAGCAGGAAAGUUAAACAUCGUAAUGGAGCCUAGUGUUCCAGGUUCUUCAACAUCUUCUAGAGCGACUAGAUUCAUGAUGGAAGGAGUAGGAGCGCGUGUUAUACGGGGGCCAGAUUGGAAGUGGGGCAAACAGGAUGGAGGAGAGGGGCAUGUAGGUACUGUGAGAAACUUUGAAUCACCAGAAGAAGUUGUGGUUGUGUGGGACAAUGGAACUGCUGCAAAUUACAGAUGCUCUGGUGCUUAUGACUUGAGGAUCCUGGAUAGUGCUCCCACUGGUGUUAAACACGAAGGAACUAUGUGUGAUACGUGCCGGCAACAACCUAUAUUUGGUAUUCGCUGGAAGUGUGCUGAAUGCAGUAACUACGACUUGUGCUCUGUGUGCUACCAUGGAGACAAGCAUCACCUACGCCACAGAUUCUACCGCAUCAGUGCGCCGGGUGCACAGCGCUGCCUAGUGGAGCCCCGUCGCAAGAGCAAGAAACAAGCUGUUAGAGGAAUAUUCCCUGGAGCUAGGGUUGUUAGAGGGGUUGACUGGCAAUGGGAAGACCAAGAUGGCGGAAAUGGCAGAAGAGGGAAAGUGAAUGAGGUCCAAGACUGGUCCGCAGCCAGUCCCAGGUCAGCUGCCUAUGUGGUCUGGGACAAUGGGGCUAAGAACCUUUACAGAGUUGGAUUUGAGGGAAUGGCUGAUCUCAAGGUUAUGAAUGAUGUGAAAGGUCAAAACGUAUACAAAGAACAUCUUCCGCUAUUGGGAGAGCUAGGCCCUGGACGCACGGGCCCUCACGGGUUGCAAGUUGGGGAUCAGGUGAACGUCGACCUGGAUCUCGAGAUCGUGCAGUCGCUCCAAAUCGGGCACGGCGGCUGGACGGACGGCAUGUUCGAGUGUCUCGGGACCACUGGCACCGUCGUCGGUAUCGACGAGGACCAUGAUAUCGUUGUCACGUAUCCCAGCGGCAACCGGUGGACGUUCAACCCCGCUGUUUUAACUAAGGUAUGCAGCGGGAACAUGAGUGCGUCAGCAUCGGGCAGCGGCACAGCCUCCAGCGGGUUCGCCGUCGGCGACCUUGUGCAAGUGUGCGCCGACCAGGAGCGGGUUAAGGCGCUGCAGCGCGGACACGGCGAGUGGGCCGAAGCUAUGGCACCGACUCUCGGAAAAAUAGGUCGCGUACAGCAGAUCUACCACGACAACGAUCUCAAAGUGGAAGUGUGCAAUACGUCGUGGACUUACAACCCCAACGCUGUCACCAAAGUCUCAUCAAUCGGUACCAUUCCGGAAAACUCUUCAGGCGAGCGCCUAUCGGCGCUCCUGAAGAAGCUAUUCGAGACCCACGUGACGGGGGACACGAACGAGGAGCUGGUGAAGGCGGCCACUAACGGCGACGCGGCGCGCUGCGCGGACAUCCUGGCGCGCGCCGACGCGCCCGCCGACGUCAACGGCGUGUUCGGCGGACACACCGCGCUGCAGGCGGCAGCUCAAAACGGGCACCUGGAAGUGAUUCGCGCUCUAGUAGAAGCGGGCGCGGACGCGGACGCGGAAGACCGCGACGGCGACCGCGCGGCGCACCACGCCGCGUUCGGGGACGAACCCUCGGCUCUCCGGGCCCUCGCCGCUGCCGGAGCUGAUUUAAACGCGCGGAACAGGCGGCGGCAGACCCCGCUGCAUAUAGCAGUCAAUAAGGGACAUCUGGGCGUCGUCAGGACGUUGUUACAGCUCGCUGUGCAUCCGAGCUUGCAGGACUCUGAAGGGGACACCCCUUUACAUGAUGCUAUAUCGAAGAAACGGGACGACAUGCUGUCGCUGCUGCUGGAGCAUGGAGCUGACAUGACCCUCACCAAUAACAACGGUUUCAACGCGCUUCAUCAUGCAGCGCUUCGAGGCAAUCCAAGUGCCAUGAAGAUAAUGCUGGGUAAACUUCCCCGGCCGUGGAUAGUGGACGACGCGAAGGACGACGGCUACACCGCGCUCCACCUGGCGGCGCUCAACAACCACGCCGAGGUGGCCGAGCUGCUGGUGCGCGGCGGCGCGCGCCCCGACCUGCAGAACGCGAACCUGCAGACCGCGCUGCACCUGGCGGUCGAGCGGCAACACACGCAGAUAGUCCGGCUGCUCGUCUCGCACGGCGCCGACCUCAACAUCUGCGAUAAGGACGGCGACACGCCGCUGCACGAGGCGCUGCGCCACCACACGCUGCAGCAGCUGCGGCGGCUGCAGGACGCGCGCGACGCGGCGCUGCUCUCGGGCCUGGCGCACGCGCAAGACAAGAAGUCUUCCGCCUCCAUCGCGUGCUUCCUCGCCGCACACGGCGCCGACCUCACCGUUAAGAAUAAGAAAGGUCAAACCCCACUCGACCUGUGCCCGGACCCGAACCUAUGCAAGACGCUGACGACAUGCCGCAAGGAAGGCACAGGCGGCAGCGACAUGACUCCCGAUAGCGAAGCAGGCGCGGCGGCGGCGGCGCCGGUCCCUGAGGAGACGGCUCACAUCGACCCUACCGCGGAAGAGUGCCUCGUCUGCUCUGAUGCGAAGAGAGACACUCUCUUCCGCCCGUGCGGGCACAUAUGCUGCUGCAACGUGUGUGCUGCACGAGUGAAGAAGUGCCUGAUCUGCCGCGCGUGCGUGACGUCGCGGCAGCGCGUGGGCGAGUGCGUGGUGUGCUCGGAGGCGCCGGCCACGGUGGUGUUCCGGCCGUGCGGGGACGUGUGCGCGUGCGCCGCGUGCGCGCCGCUCAUGCGCAAGUGCGUCGAGUGCCGCACGCCGCUGCAGCACGGCACCGUGCCUCCGCACAACAUCGAUCUAGAAAAAGAGGGCAGCAGCAACCUGGCUCAAAUCCAAGUGAACAAGGGUCAGCCGGCCCCCGCCCCGGCAGCGCCGCACCACAUGAACAACGGCUCGCGGCCCGCCCCCGCCCCCGCCCCCGCCACCUCGCCGCCGCCCGCCGACGUGCAGAAACUACAGCAGCAGCUCCAGGACAUCAAGGAGCAGACGAUGUGCCCGAUUUGCCUGGACCGGCUGAAGAACAUGAUCUUCCUGUGCGGCCACGGCAUGUGCCAGAUGUGCGGCGACCGCAUUACGGUCUGCCCCAUCUGCCGCAAGCAGGUCGAGAAACGCAUCCUGUUGUACUAGGACACCAUUACACCGAACCAAGUGAAUAUACACCUUA